CAGAUGGCUAAGAGCUAGCAAGGCAUAUUCGGGACCAUGAUGGCUCAGUUUCCCACAGCUAUGAAUGGAGGUCCAAACAUAUGGGCCAUCACCUCUGAAGAGCGGGCCAAGCAUGACAAGCAGUUUGACAGCCUUAAACCCACUGGAGGCUACAUUACAGGUGAUCAAGCACGUACCUUUUUUUUGCAAUCAGGCCUACCAGCUUCAAUCCUUGCUGAAAUAUGGACGCUAUCAGACCUGAACAAGGAUGGAAAAAUGGAUCAACUGGAGUUCUCUAUAGCCAUGAAACUCAUCAAGUUGAAAUUGCAAGGGCAGAAUUUGCCAGCAGUUCUCCCUCCUGUCAUGAAACAAACUCCAGUAUUUUCACCACUGAUGUCAGCUCGCUUUGGAAUGGGUAGUAUGCCAAAUCUGUCCAUGCCAACGUCUGUGUCUACGAUCACACCAUUAGCUCCCAUGUCUCUGACCUCCAUGACUUCCAUUCCUCCUUUGGUUCUCUCUACUCCCCUGGUGCCUUCUGUCAGUACCUCCUCGUUGCCAAAUGGAACAUCCAGCCUUCUGCAGCCUUUGUCCAUACCUUUCUCUUCAACACUGCCUCAUACUGGUUCUCUAGGUCCCAUGGCAGGAGGGUUUGGUGGUACUAGUAUCCAGAAGGCACAGUCACUCAUCGAUUUAGGAUCUAGCAGUUCAAAUUCUUCCUCUAGUGCUUCACUAACUGGGAAUUCACCAAAGAUUGCAUCCUCUGACUGGGCAGUUCCUCAGGCCUCCAGAUUAAAAUACAGGCAGAAAUUUAACAGUCUUGAUAAAAGUAUGAGUGGAUAUUUAUCAGGAUUUCAAGCAAGGAAUGCCCUUCUGCAGUCAAACCUUUCACAGACUCAGCUGGCUACUAUUUGGUCACUGGCUGAUAUUGAUGGAGAUGGGCAACUGAAAGCUGAUGAGUUUGUGUUAGCCAUGCACUUAACUGAUAUGGCCAAAGCUGGACAACCUCUGCCCCUAACUCUGCCUCGUGAGCUGGUACCACCUUCUUUCAGGAGUGGAAAAUAUACUGAAAACAUAAAUGGAACUCUGCCAUCUUAUCAGCCGGUGCAAGAGGAGGAGCCACAAAAAAAACAGCCAGUGACAUUUGAAGACAAAAGGAAAGCCAACUAUGAGAGGGGAAAUAUGGAGCUGGAAAAACGCCGUCAGGUCCUGUUGGAGCAGCAGCAGAGAGAGGCCGAACGUAAGGCUCAGAAAGAGCGAGAAGAGCGAGAGCGAAGAGAGAGGGAGCGGCAGGAGCAGGAGCGGAAAAAGCAGCUGGAAGUAGAGAGGCAGCUGGAGAGACAACGAGAGUUGGAAAGACAAAGGGAAGAAGAAAGGAGGAAAGAAAUAGAAAGGCGGGAGGCAGCAAAACAAGAGCUGGAGCGCCAGCGACGACUGGAGUGGGAGAGGAUUCGUCGCCAGGAACUUCUCAAUCAGCGUAACAGGGAACAAGAAGAAAUUGUCAAGUUGACCUCUAAAAAGAAGAGCCUUAAUCUUGAAUUGGAAGCCCUGACGGACAAACAUCAGCAAAUCUCAGGCAGAUUGCAGGAUAUUCGAAGCAAAAAACAAAUGAGGAAAACUGAACUGGAGGCUUUAGAUAAGAAAUACGACCAAGGAAUCAUGGAAGUCAAGCAGCUACAACAAGAGCUUCAGGAGUAUCAGAAUAAACUCAUCUAUUUAGUUCCUGAAAAGCAGUUGUUAAGUGAAAGAAUUAAAAACUCUCAACUUGAAAACACUCAGA
Messenger RNA from Merops nubicus (carmine bee-eater), 1756 nucleotides. RefSeq names its product intersectin-2-like. Gene Ontology annotation, molecular function: calcium ion binding; protein binding; molecular adaptor activity. NCBI's taxonomy places the organism in Eukaryota, Metazoa, Chordata, Aves, Coraciiformes, Meropidae. The record is from RefSeq and is a predicted model, not a curated record. Gene Ontology annotation, biological process: clathrin-dependent synaptic vesicle endocytosis; endosomal transport. The annotation marks the transcript as partial. Gene Ontology annotation, cellular component: presynaptic membrane; cytoplasm; intracellular vesicle. The transcript has 14 exons.